Molecule: messenger RNA, 537 nt
Organism: Drosophila elegans
Lineage: Eukaryota; Metazoa; Arthropoda; Insecta; Diptera; Drosophilidae
Exons: 2
Coding region: 124-453 (109 amino acids)
Biological process (GO): sperm DNA condensation; spermatogenesis
Source: RefSeq, a predicted model, not a curated record
UGGGACCCCAUGAAAAAGAACAAAAGUAUAAAAAUCCCGCAGGAUAUCCCCUUCUGGUUCCGGCCUCCGGUUCCUCGCUGAUUAAGUAACUUUUCGACAGGACACAACUCUGCGGUCUCUGACAUGAGUGACAGAUCGGUGGUAAAGAAUGGAUUUUUUAAUUAUUUGCGCAACUUCUGUCAACGCAAUAGUGCCCUGAGCUGGCCGGAAAUCGCAAGGGAGGGGCCCCGGUCCUGGAAACACCUGAGCGAGGAGAAAAAGAGUCGCUACCAAAUCAUGUCCAGCACUGACACGAACAUCGUUGCCUUGCAAAUGAACAAUAAAAUGUGCAACCAUCCAAUGGGCAGAAUGGGCGGCGGCAUGAUAAAUAAAAUUCGGCCCAAUAAAAUUCAAAAGCUCAUUUUCUCCUUGGAUGAAGACGACUUUGUGAUGGAAACGACACGGCCAAUCUGACAAUUACACGUCCUCGUGUACUGUAAUCUUAAUAUUUCAAAUGACUUAUAAAUCCCAGAUUAUAGCUUGUGUUUUCUUUAACUC